Penicillium salamii is the source of this 1131-nucleotide messenger RNA. The record is from the annotation of a GenBank genome assembly. NCBI's taxonomy places the organism in Eukaryota, Fungi, Ascomycota, Eurotiomycetes, Eurotiales, Aspergillaceae.
AUGGGAGAAAUCUCCAAGGGCAACUUUGGGCCCGAGACAAUCAAAGCAACAGGGAUUGCCUUGAUCGUGGUCACUACCAUUGUGUUGGUUGGCAGGUUUGUCGGCUCUGUUCGGAAGCUCAAGGAUCUGAAAGCUGAAGACUAUCUUUUGCUCAUUGGAUACUUGUUUUUCUUGGAGCUGACGAUACUUUACAUCUACAUUGCACCGGUCAUUUUUCGAUUGGCGGCCGUCCAAGCGGGGACAAUAGCCCCGUAUGCAACCAUCAUGGAAGAUUCACUUCGAUUGCAAAUCGUCUUUUUCGUGACGACGUCUUCCCUGUGGAUUUCGCUGUGGAUGGUCAAAUAUUCGCUUUUGGCUAUGUAUAAGCGGCUGCUUGUGGGCAAAGUUUACCUUAUUGCUUGGUGGAUUAUUGUGGGAUUCUGCACUCUGUUUAUCAUUGGUUGUAUAAUCUCGUCAUGGCUCUCCUGUUCUAGCUUUCAUGCCUGGUUCACUGCAGGGAAGUGUGAUACAACUCGAGAUCAUCGCGCUGCUGUCAUCAGCUUGUAUUUCGCAUAUGCUGUGGAUAUCAUCACCGACCUUGCGAUCAUGGCUCUUCCAAUUCGGUUGAUCUGGAAUCUUCAGAUGAAACCCAAGCAAAAGCUGGUCAUUGCCGGACUGUUUUGCUUUGGAUGGAUAUGCAUCAUCAUCUCCACCAUCCGCGUCGUUCAGCUAGGAGAGACUCCAAACGGCGUUCCUGCUCCAUCAUGGCUUGCUUUAUGGGCGACCAUCGAAGCCUCUAUCGCUGUCAUAAUUGGCUGUUGCCCCGGCCUUUAUCGCGUCGUCAAAACAGCCAUCUCCCCUUCCAAGAGAUCUUACCAAUAUGAGUCAUAUAACCUGCGCGACCGGGGAGGCAGUGGGAUGCCAUCACAUCGAUCUAGUGUGCUGAGGGAAUCGAAUCUAGUUUGUGACCGGUUCACAGGAAAAGUGGAGGCAUACCAGUCAACAAGUGCAUAUCGGUCCUCGACUCCAAGGAGCAGCCAAGAAAGAUUAGCACAUCCAAAAGAGAUGGGAAAUAUCAUGGUAAAUUAUGGCGUUGCGGUUACAGUAGAGGACCGUUGUGAUGAUUAUGACCGCACAACCCGUUUUGUUUAG